AUCCAUUCGGACAACGUUCUCGAUUGCUUCGGAAAUCAAGAAUUAUUCAUCCAAAUUUUUUCAGGGAUUCAAUCCCACGUAACAAAGUCAAAUAAAUUCUCUUCUGCACAUUGAAUCAACACUGUUGAAUUAUACUUCCUCCACCACAUUCAAACUCAAGCACAAGAAGAAAAAAAAAGAUUUUUUCUGCACAAGAUGGGAUUUUUCCUAGGUUACUUUCUGGGUUUUGCGGUUGCCUUCGGAUUGAUCGUGGGAUUCGCGAAAUACCAGAAUCUCAGAUCCAAAAAACGCACCGAUUUGGCAGCAGCAAUAGCGGCAUUGGCUCGAAUAACUGUCCAAGAUUCGAGGAAGCUUCUCCCAGAUAAAUUCUACCCUUCUUGGAUUGUCUUUUCACAGAGGCAGAAGUUAAACUGGCUUAAUCAGCACCUAGACAAAAUAUGGCCUUAUGUUGACCAGGCAGCAUCACAAGUGAUAAGGGAGUCAGUAGAGCCAAUUCUUGAGCAAUAUAGACCAGCAAUUUUGGCUUCUCUCAAGUUUUCUACACUUACUCUUGGAACUGUAGCACCACAAUUCACAGGAGUUGCAAUCCUUGACAGUGAGCCUAAUGAGAUAGUUAUGGAAUUGGACAUGCAGUGGGAUGGGAAUCCAGAUAUCGUGCUCGAGAUCAAGACGAGAGUGGGCGUGGCACUGCCAAUACAGGUGAAGAACAUUGGAUUUACAGGUGUUUUUAGGCUGAUAUUCAAGCCUCUAGUAGAUGAGUUCCCAUGUUUUGGAGCUGUCUGUUUUUCCUUGAGAGAGAAGAGGAAUCUUGAUUUUACAUUGAAAGUGAUUGGUGGAGAUUUGUCUUCAAUCCCAGGAAUAUCUGAUGCCAUUGAGGGUACGAUACGAGAUGCAAUAGAAGAUUCCAUCACUUGGCCUGUCCGGAAAAUUAUACCUAUACUACCUGGAGAUUAUAGCUACCUAGAGGUGAAGCCAGUGGGAAUGUUGGAGGUGAAGCUGAUAGAGGCUAAGGAACUCACAAACAAAGACAUAAUAGGCAAAUCUGAUCCAUUUGCAAAGCUCUGCAUCCGCCCGUUGCCUGAUAGAACCAAACACAGCAAAACAAUUGACAACCAAACGAAUCCAAUCUGGAACGAGCACUUUGAGUUUGAAGUUGAGGACACUUCGACUCAGCACUUGACAAUCAAGAUCUAUGAUGAUGAAGGAGUCCAAGCUGCUGAGCUCAUCGGGUGUGCUCUGGUGCCACUACGCGAUCUGCAGCCUGGUAAGGUGAAGGACGUGUGGCUGAAGCUCGUGAAGGAUCUUGACAUCCAGCGAGAUAACAAGAACCGGGGUCAGGUGCAUUUGGAGCUGCUUUACUGCCCAUUCAGCACGGAGAACGUGUGGAAUCCGUUUGAUCCGGAUUUUAGGCUAACGUCCUUAGAGAAGGCCUUGAAGCAGUUGACAGAAGAUGGUGCAGAUUCAAGUGGGAAAUCUGCUGCACAGAAGAAGAAGGAUAUUAUUGUGAGAGGAGUUCUCUCUGUGACUGUGGUGUCGGCAGAGGGCUUACCAGCAACCGAUCUCAUGGGGAAAUCGGACCCUUUUGUCGUGCUAACCAUGAAGAAAUCCGAGCACAGGAACAAGACAAGGGUGCUAAAUGACACAUUGAAUCCAGUUUGGAAUCAGACAUUUGAUUUUGUGGUUGAGGAUGGAUUGCAUGAGCUGCUCAUGGUUGAUGUUUAUGACCAUGACACUUUUGGGAAGGAGAAAAUGGGGAAGUGCAUAAUGACAUUGACAAGGGCUAUAUUGGAUGGAGAAAUAACAAAUGAUUUUCAUUUAGAUGGGACUGAAUCAGGAAAGGUGAAGCUGCAUAUCAAAUGGACCUCGCAAUCUAUCAUCAAGGAGUAGUAGGAAGUCGAGAGAAGAUGAAAUUAAACAAGGUCUUUUUUUAUGGACGGAUACACGUGGCGUGCAUUGAUGAUGUUUAUAAAACAUAGAUGGAUAGGGAGAGCCUAUUGUUGUACAUUCUCAUAACUAUUUUGUUGAAUUUUCUUUUUCCUUAGUUUUUUGGUUAUGAAAAGACAUUCAAGAAAGAAAAAGAAAAAUUGAAAGCAAAUUUGUGAUGAAUAAUUUAUUGCAUAUGAUUGGUACUAAUCAACCUCCAGCUGACAUGACUUCUAAUCCUUUUUUGUGAAAUUCCACAUCUUUGGGCUCUAAAUUAACAAUAAUGAUGAAUUUAUCACAUUCUUUAUCAUUAAUUUAAUGCACUUCUAACUAACACACUAAUUGCCAAUUGGUAAUGCUCAAAUGAGACUAGAGAGAGACUCCUCCCCACUUGUGAUAUAAAUUUGGUGUGUGUGAGAGAGAGAGAGAGAGAGAGGAGGAUUGAGUUGAAAGCAAGUGCGAGAAGUUUGAGAGGGUUUGACAAGCUGUAAUUCACACGUGAAGGCAAAAAAGUCUCCAUUUUUCAAAACUAAAAUCAGAUUACACUUAUCGUGAUGGGCACCAACCUAACUACCAAAUACUGAGUGAUUCACACGCCCUUUAGGUGUCGGUGGCAUUAUUCCCAGAUUCUGCAGUUUUUUUGGCGAAACAAGAUCCCCAAGUCCAGAAAGUUGAGAUCUUCGUUGUUUAUCUUGGUCAAGAUCAAAUUUUGGAAUCUGGGUUUUUGUUGAAUCUGUGAUGGGGUGGAGAUACAGAGCUGGUUUGCUUUUAAUUGCUACCGUUGUCGUUAUUUGGGUUGCUUCUGCUGAGGUUACACAGGUCUUGUUUCUCUCUCUCUCCCAAUUUCAAGUAUUUAGGAAUAUUUGUUUUUGCAAUUUGACAUAUUGAAGAUAUUAUGUCUUGGAAUCAUAGAUGGGUAAUCACAGAAGAUAUGCAUACAAAGAAGUUUUGACGUUGUUUGUUUUUCUGCCUAUACCAUUUGGCAUUUGUUGAGUUGAAAUGUGUUCAUUUGGAAAAGGUUAUUAGUGAAGAGAAAGAUUGUUACAGACUUGCAAUUAUUAGAUAGUUUAACCUUAAUCUUGAAUGUUGUUAGAUAGUUGCAAUUUUUAGAUAGUUUAUUGACCUCUUAAUCUUGAAUGUUGUUACAUGCUUGCAGUUAUUUAGAUAGUUUAAUCUUGAAUGUGGCUCUUUAAACAGGAUAUUUUUACAGACUAUAAGCAGCCAUUUGCUGUGACUUACCUCGGAGCUUCUUUAAUGGUGAUUUACAUACCUAUAGCAUUCAUCAAAGAUUGGUUAUGUAAUAUCUUGAAGAAACGUGGUAGUCGAAAGGGUCAAGUUUCGAAUGAUGACGUUUGUCCCGGUCUAGGCUCUGCACAGAAAAUCUUUGAAAUCGAAAUUCAAGGACACAUUAACAGGAAAGACAGCGAGGUAGACCUUUCGGAGCAUGAUGAGGGAAAGCCUUUGGUUCCCAGGCAAGUAGAUGAUUCUAGAAGUAUCAAACCCGAGAAAGAAAUCACGGCCAAAGAAAUCGCUACUUACGGAUUUUAUCUCGCCCCUCUUUGGUUUAUCACGGAGGUAAUUACAAUUACUCCCAUCUCACAUCAUAUGCUAGGAGGAAAUUGUGCAUUCUGAUAGCUAGUCGAAUCUGCCCCUGUUUUUCAGUAUUUCUCGAAUGCUGCUCUUGCACGCACGAGUGUUGCAAGUACCACCGUUUUAUCCUCCACCUCGGGACUGUUCACUCUCUUCUUCGGGGCAUUCUUGGGCCAAGAUACCUUAAAUAUUGCAAAGAUAGUUGCUGUGUUUGUCAGCAUUGGCGGUGUUGUCAUGACGACCCUAGGAAAAACUUGGGCUGCUGAUGAGUCGGAGCUGAAUAUGUCUUCGUGAGUUUUCCCCCUCCGUUUUCUUGAAUCUCGAAUUUGAAGUGCUGUUUAAGUUUCAUGUUGUAAUGUAUAUUUCAGGACUGAUGGUUCAAACUUUUUGUUUCUGUUAAAGAAGUAGCAAACGCUCUCUUUCCGGGGAUGUAUUUGGGCUUCUAUCAGCUACGACUUACGGUUUAUUCACUGGUAACGAGCUUUCUCACUCGAUAAUGGAACGAGUUAGGGCCAUAGUUAUGUUAAUUUCUUUGAUGAUAUGAUGCUGCAGUGCUGCUCAAGAAGUUUUCUGGUGAGGAAGGAGAGAGGGUCGACGUGCAGAAGCUGUUCGGUUAUAUUGGCCUAUUCACACUCGUGGCUCUUUGGUGGCUUGGUACGUUGUAGCUUUAGGUAUACGUCGGUACUAUCCUCAUGUGUUUUUACGUGCUGAAUUCGUGUUCGUUGCAGUGUGGCCAUUGACAGCUUUAGGUAUAGAACCCAAAUUCACCAUUCCUCAUUCUGCUAAGAUGGAUGAAGUUGUGAUUGCUAAUGGGCUCGUUGGGAGCGUUCUUUCGGACUAUUUCUGGUACGAGCUCUCAACUUUGAAACGAAACACCAACCGCGUAUAAUCUUAUGACUUGCUGUGGCUCGUCUCUAGGGCGUUAUGUGUCGUCUGGACAACACCGCUGGUGGCCACCUUGGGCAUGUCUCUCACCAUCCCGCUCGCCAUGGUGGCCGACAUGAUGAUCCACGGGCGGCAUUACUCCGCCAUCUACAUUCUUGGCUCGAUUCAGGUAAACGAGCACACAAAAAACUCGUGUCAGACUGUCUGAUGGGUCGAGAUCCGUCCAACCUGAUCUCGUGCAUUGCAGGUGUUUGCAGGAUUCGUGAUAGCCAAUCUUUCCGAUAGACUCUCGAAGCUGCUGGGGUUGUAGCGUUUGCACGAGUACGAGAAUCGGAGAUGAAACCGGAGUGAAUCGACUAACGAGGAAUCGAUGUUCCGGCGUCUGUAUAUUUGUCACCACCAACGUUGAUCAUGAAAUGUUGUUUCAUGUCUUUAACUUCAUUCUUGAUUUAUUUGCCAUUGAUUUUGGAGAAUUUUGGAUACACACAUUCAUUAUAUGUAGCCAUUGUGUUGAUAACUGACUUUGGCCUCAAAAGUUUUGCAAUUUAAUACUAUUACUUUUUUGUUCUUA
Messenger RNA from Salvia miltiorrhiza (redroot sage), 4969 nucleotides. RefSeq names its product synaptotagmin-4-like. NCBI's taxonomy places the organism in Eukaryota, Viridiplantae, Streptophyta, Magnoliopsida, Lamiales, Lamiaceae. The coding region runs from base 196 to 1887 and encodes 563 amino acids. The transcript is spliced from 14 exons. The record is from RefSeq and is a predicted model, not a curated record. Gene Ontology annotation, molecular function: lipid binding. Gene Ontology annotation, cellular component: endoplasmic reticulum.